ACCGGUCCUUGUAGAUCCCACUAAUGUCGUGAUUAUUCAAUGCAUUCACCGCGGUACUGUUAAAAAUGUGAAUUCUAAACGUUAUCUGUAAUUCUACUUGAUAUUACUUCAUCACAGUACUUAUCCAUCCAGUCUUUACCGGUAACGCGCACGUCUUGCACGUCGCCACAUGUACUCAUUGUUAUUACAUAACCGUAACUAAAAAUUUAAAUAAGUGUUUUUUAAUAAUAAUUUUACUUUUAUAGUGAUGGCACCAAUAUUAAUAGUGAAAAUGUAAAGUAAUUAUAAUCAUAACAUGCAAUUAUAUUUAUAAUAAAUUUUUAAAAGCAUCGCGUUCGUUAAAUCGACUCUAGCGGAUAGCCUCGUCUAACUCGCUGUUGUGCAGUGUCGCGUCGAGGAGACGUGAAUCUUACAACUGAAGAAGUAUCAAAAAAUAUUCGUUGAAAAUAAUCAAGAACAAGAUAUCAUCAUGACAGUCAGUGGUAAGCUCAACAGGAAGAAAACAGUUGCAGGGGUCGUACGAGAAACGUCCAUGCUGGACAGGGUUCUAACAACCACAGACUUGACGGCUUUGGGCGUAGGCAGUACCAUAGGCGUGGGCGUGUACGUUCUUCCCGGCGCACUUUCCAAGUACGUGUCUGGUCCUGCUGUAGUAGUGUCUUUCUUCAUUGCAGCCGUCGCCUCCGUUUUUGCCGGAUUGUGCUACGCUGAACUUAGCAGUAGAAUACCAAAAGCCGGUUCAGCUUACUCUUUUGCUUACAUAGCUGUGGGUGAAUUUGCUGCUUUCAUUGUUGGAUGGUCUCUUUUACUCGAAUAUACAAUAGGAGGAGCUAGUAUAGCGAGAGGCUUAAGUCAAUUCGUCGAUUCAUUGGGAAACAAAACUAUGGAAGCUGCUUUUAAAAGUGUCUACGAACUGGAUGUAUCUUUUCUAUCACAUUAUUUCGAUUUCUUUGCUUUGUUUAUUGUUAUUGUUUUUUCAGCUGCAUUAGCUUGUGGUCUAAAGGAUUCAGUUCGUUUGAACAAUUUCUUUACACUAGUUAACUGCGCCAUAAUGGUUUUAGUUAUCAUUGGCGGUGCAUUUCAUAUUGAUUUUAAAAAUUGGUCAUUGCCUAAAGCUGAAGUACCAAGUUGGGCAGGAGAAGGAGGCUUUUGGCCCUAUGGCUUCCAAGGAGCCCUUCAAGGAGCAGCCACAUGUUUUUAUGGAUUUGUUGGUUUUGAUUGUAUAGCUUCAUCUGGAGAAGAAGUAAAGAAUCCUCAAAAAUCACUGCCUUUAGCUAUUAUUUUAUCAUUGUUCAUAGUUUUUAUUGCUUAUUCGGGCGUUUCUGCAGUACUAACACUAAUGAUACCUUACUAUAAUCAAGAUGCUGAUUCUCCAAUCAGCCAUGUAUUUGAUGUGUAUGGAUGGUCAAUGUUCAAAUGGAUAAUUGGAGUUGGAGCUAUUUUUGGAAUGUGUGCAUGUAUGUUUGGAGCCAUGUACCCAUUACCAAGAAUUUUAUAUGCCAUGUCCAAUGAUGGUUUGAUAUAUGAGGGUUUAGGAAGAGUUCAUCCUAAGUUUAAGACACCAUUUGUUGGUACAAUGUUUGCUGGAAUAAUUACAGGAUUUUUCGCAGCGUUAUUAAAUCUUAAACAAUUAGUUGAUAUGAUGACUAUAGGUACUCUUCUUGUUUACGUUAUGGUUGCUAUAUGUGUACUUUUUACAAGAUAUCGUGAAGAUAGUGAUUUGGAUUAUGAUAAUAUUUUAGCUGAUGAGUACAUUGAAUCCACUACAUUGACUACUUUAAAAGUGAAUUAUAGUAAAAAACAAGUGUUGAAACAGCUUUUCAAUUAUAAUAAUUUUGUACGGUCUAAUAGUCUUACAAGUUAUGUUGCUUCUUUCCAAACUACAUGUUUUACUGUUCUAUGUCUUCCACUUAGUCUUUAUUUAAGUCAUUGGUAUGAAUUAGAUAGAAUUCAAUGGACAGUUACACAAGUAUUAAUAGUUAUAAUGAUAUUACAAUUAAUAUCUAUAGGACUACAACCAACAUCAAAAACACCAGUUACAUUUAAAGUACCAUUUGUACCAUUUACUCCUGCGUUAAGUAUUUUUAUAAAUGUUUAUUUGAUGUUUUUCUUUGACAUUUAUACAUGGACAAGGUUCAUAGUUUGGAUGGCCAUUGGAUUAGGAAUUUAUUUUAGUUACGGCAUCAAACACAGUAAAGAAAAUAUUAAUUUAUGUACACCUAACGCAUUUGUUGGCCAAACAAAAUUAAGUAUCCAUUGAGUUUAUUAAAUAUAGUAAAACCUAUAUAUUUUUUUUAAGAACAAUUUGUAUUGUUGAUUGUUAUGUAAUAAAUAAUAAAAAUAUUUUUUUUGAUAAAAUA
Daktulosphaira vitifoliae (grape phylloxera) is the source of this 2360-nucleotide messenger RNA. RefSeq names its product cationic amino acid transporter 2-like. The record is from RefSeq and is a predicted model, not a curated record. Gene Ontology annotation, cellular component: plasma membrane. NCBI's taxonomy places the organism in Eukaryota, Metazoa, Arthropoda, Insecta, Hemiptera, Phylloxeridae. Gene Ontology annotation, molecular function: amino acid transmembrane transporter activity. The transcript has 12 exons. Bases 470 to 2260 code for a protein of 596 amino acids. Gene Ontology annotation, biological process: amino acid transport; transmembrane transport.